Molecule: messenger RNA, 1614 nt
Organism: Pseudoliparis swirei
Lineage: Eukaryota; Metazoa; Chordata; Actinopteri; Perciformes; Liparidae
Exons: 5
Coding region: 305-1027 (240 amino acids)
Source: RefSeq, a predicted model, not a curated record
UCUUACUGAAAAUGGCGAACCCCAUCAUACGGAUCGUCAACCCAGAUGCUCCUGGACAUCGUCAGCAGGCCGUCAUCAUCGCCACCAAAGAGGCCCGGGACUACAGGGAGAAAAGAAAGGUCUUCCCCAACCCCCCACAGGAGCUGCUCUACCCGACCUUGGCCCUGGUCCACGCCAAGAAGCUUCUUCGAGCAGAAGGCGUCCCGCUCCAUCUCGUCAGCUGUGCCUGGGAAAGCUGGUGGUUCCAUUCGGCCAGUAUGGAAAUGCACCGUUCCACUGGCUCGUGGCCAACGAUGUGGGCUACAUGAAGUACAUGCUGGACAAGCACAGACUGGAGACAACAAACCCACAGACAAAGGGAAAGGUGGGGAACCAGUGGGUGAAGGACUUCCUCACCGAGGAUGCAGAGAGCUUGACACAAGUCUCCAGUCUGCUUGAGGCCCACAUCGACAGGUGUAUCUACGGCCAGAGAGGGUUUGAGCAUCACACCUUUCAGGAGAUGUGGGAGCUCUACAGCCAGUACCUCGCCCAGGAGGACCGGCCAGAGCAGGUCAGUGCUGAGCAGAGGGAGCUCACUCAGAAGGCCCACAGUUCUGUGAGGAGGUGGCUGCACACACCAGUGACCCACAUCACCAGCGUGCAGAUGAAGAGGUUCAGGAGGUUCAUCAAGGAGAAGGACCAAGUGAGGGUUAGCACCAGGUGUGAUGUGUCAUCAUGGCCAAAUGAUGAGGCUGAACUGGUUGCUGCAAGCCAGGCUGUGGAAGACUUGCUCAACUCUGAAGAGGCUGCACGUCUGGGAAAGACGAGCAGCCAUUCCCAGGGUUCCUGUCCUACAGAAGGGACCAAGCAGCCGAAACAGCCUGAUCCCACUGUCCGGCAGAAACAGCCUGAGCCCGCCAUACUGGGCGAGGUCUACGCAGUACAAGCGGAAGGGUGCGGAACAGCCCUCAGCAGUGGACUUAAAGGUGUCGCGGGUACAGAGUCUCCCAGUCUGUUCAUGCUGUGGACAAGCGACCCAGGGACAUAAAAAGUAUUUUAAAAAAGACUUUCUGCCCUGUCAAGUUGAUGUCCACAUCCAAAGGUCUGAACAGAACUGUGUACAACAGCUAUGAACACUUCACAUCUGUUGUGGAUAGAUAGAUAGAUAGAUAGAUAGAUAGAUAUAUACUUUAUUAAUCCCCAAGGGGAAAUUUGUCGUGACAGUAGCAGCAACACACAAGAAACUGGAGCAAUAACUGCAAAUUAGAUUCUCAUACACACACUCACACACUUGUAAAUAUUUGAGUCAUGUACAUACUUGUGAAUAUUGUAAACAUGUUACAUUGUCAUGCAGACCACAAGUCCUUCCUUCCCGCUGCUGUCAGGCUGCACAACAAACUGCAGUAGAUCGCUGGAGGUCUUGGCACUCAGCACUUUGUUUUCCUGGACACUUUAACCGGCUUGAAAUUCACUUUAGUCACUGCCUUGUGUAUCUAUUUAGUUUCCUCUGUAUAUUUAGUAUUUUAGUAUUAGUAUUUAGUAUUUUGUUUCUAUAUUGUCAUGCUUUUUUUGUGCAUAUUGUAAAUCAUUUACAUUGUCAUGCAAUCUAAAUUAAAAGUGUUUUUUCAGACUGUU